Messenger RNA from Solenopsis invicta (red fire ant), 5373 nucleotides. RefSeq lists its product as uncharacterized. The transcript has 3 exons. The record is from RefSeq and is a predicted model, not a curated record. NCBI's taxonomy places the organism in Eukaryota, Metazoa, Arthropoda, Insecta, Hymenoptera, Formicidae. Gene Ontology annotation, molecular function: nucleic acid binding. Gene Ontology annotation, biological process: DNA integration. The coding region runs from base 1 to 5373 and encodes 1790 amino acids.
AUGAACAUUCAUCCCGAGCACCGGCGAGUUUCCUACAUCGUCAGAUCUACGCAUCAGACCCUGAUCGGCGUAAUACAUCUCGAGGCUUCCUCACCAACGAGAGCAAGCACAGCCAGCGCUGCUACGCAACAGUCAACCACGUGUGUAGCCAUCUCAGCCUUGAGAUCCACAACGAACAUUCGUGCAUACAUCUUCUUCGAGACCAUCAGACGCGGUGACUACGACACAAAAUCUCAGUCAAGGGCAAGUGUAGCCAUCCCUAGUGUCCGCCGCCAUUCUCUGUACGGCUGUGCCAUCCUCUCCUCGCCACUCAAGUGCAAGGACGGCCAUAUUGGCGGCACAGUCUCGUCGUCGAACUCAACGGACGACGACAGCCAUAUUGACGAUCUUGGCGUCAAGUACAAGGACGGCCAUAUUGGCGUCACAAUCUUGUCGUCGACUCAACGGACGACGACAGCCAUAUUGACGAUCUCAUCACCAAGCAGCAAGCCCGGCCAUAUUUCAAACGGCUCGUGCUCAUUGGCACUACCGAAGCAUCGGAUUCUCAUCAACGAAAGGUGCGACCACGAGUUAAAUCUCCCGGUCUUCUCUGGCAAAUACGACGAAUGGUUCCCAUUUUAUGAUACAUUUCAUUCGGUUAUUCAUUCUAACGCGAGCCUCAGUGACAUUCAACGUUUCCAGUAUUUGCGUGCAUCAUUGACGGGCAACGCAAGCAGUGUCGUCAAUUCAUUGGAAAUUUCGAGCGCUAAUUAUAUGAUCGCGUGGGAGUUACUAAAGGAACGCUAUGACAAUAAACGCGUUAUCGUGCAAAAUCACAUCAAGGCUUUAAUGAGCUUACCGUCAAUGAUGAAGGAAAAUUCCUCCGAAUUACGCCAAAUUGCAGAUGGCGCUGCUAAGCAUUUACACGCGCUGGAAGCCUUGAAACGACCUACUGAUAAGUGGGACGAUAUUUUAAUAUACGUGUUAAGCUCAAAAUUCGAUAACCUCACGCUUCGCGAAUGGCAAUCGUCACUCACGGGCUCCGAAUUGCCCACGCUCAAACAAUUUUUUACGUUUAUUACGCAUCAUUGCCAAACUCUUGAGGCAACUUCCAAGUCAAGUGCUCACGCUGCAAAGAGCGACUCAAGGCCCAACCAAUCGGGUCCUCAAUCGAAACGUCGUUCGUCCUGUACCGCUACGGUCAAGCUCAAGUGCAACUAUUGUCAGGGAGAGCAUUUGGUAUACAAUUGCAGGGAUUUUCUGGCACUUCCGGUCACCCAAAGAGUAUCUGAAGUCCGCGGUCGUAAGAUGUGUACAAAUUGUCUGCGUCCCGCUACUCAUGCGUCUGGCAAAUGUACUGCGGGAUGUUGCAAGGUGUGUCAAGCAAGGCAUAACACUUUGCUACAUGUGAGCACUCCACUCAAGUCAUCAAAUGACAGUGCAACCAAGGGUGAUGACACGCAACCAGCCGUGUCUUCCACCGUCUUGGCAACGCAUGCCAUCAGUCAGCGCGGUAGCGAUCAUCGUGUUUUAUCCACCGCGGUUGUCUACGCCUUCGAUCACGAAGGCUCGCCCAAGUCUUGCAGGGCGCUACUAGAUUGCGGCUCACAGGUCAAUUUCAUUUCUAGAAAAUUCAUAGAGUCCCUCUCCUUGAGACCAAGAAAUCUCAAUCUCUCGAUAUCCGGAGCAAACGGUGCUACCACUACGUCUUCACAAGUCGUUCGAUUAAGAAUACAAUCAAGAAUAAAUUCUUAUACGACGGUUAUCGACUGCGUAGUUGCCGAUCAAGUCACGGAUAAGGUUCCAAUCGUUCCUUUCAAACGUAAGGAUUUCAAAUUUCCUCCCAACAUUCGAUUAGCCGACCCGCAGUUUCACACCUCGUCAGAAAUCGACUUAUUGAUAGGGGUAGACAUUUUCUGGGAACUGUUGUGCGUAGGUCAGAUAAGGUCUUCACAAUUCCAUCCGACUCUUCACAAAACUCGCUUUGGAUGGGUUUUGGGCGGUCGUUUUAAUUCGGUUGAAACUAUUUCCAGGGUGCAAUCCUGUCAUGCCGCUAUAAGCAAUACUGCGUUACAUGAACAAUUGAACAAGUUUUGGCAAAUGGAGGACAAUCUCGCGCCUUCGAGCAAUUACACGCCGGAGGAAGCAUUUUGCGAACAGCAUUUCUUAGCAAGCGUGACGCAAAAUCACGAAGGAAGGUACAUUGUCAAGCUCCCGAUCAAGGAGCAUCUUCUUGACAGUCUCAAGGACUCCAAGGUAAAUGCCUUGCAAAGAUUCACCUCUUUGGAGAAACGCUUCAAUCGCGAUCCGUCAUUAAAAAUUGAGUACUCGCGCUUCAUGCAAGAGUACAUUUCCCUGGGCCAUAUGCGCCUGGCAGACCCGCAACCACAGGAAGAAAGUGUGUCAUUUUAUUUGCCGCACCAUUGCGUGUUCAAGGGCCAAGAUCGUAGUUCAAAGAUACGCGUGGUUUUCGAUGCGUCGUGCAAGAGCCGCAAUGGCUUAUCACUCAAUGAUGUGUUGAUGGUCGGCCCCGUCGUCCAACAGGACCUAGCUACAAUUCUGAUCCGAUUCCGCACUUUCCGAUACGUUCUGGUUGCCGACAUAAUUAAAAUGUACCGGCAGGUACUACUAGAUCCCUCGCAAACACGUCUACACAGGAUACUAUGGCGCGACAGCUCUGAUACCAAAAUAAAUACUUAUGAGUUAACUACCGUGACUUACGGGACGUCUACAGCGUCAUUCUUAGUAACAAGAUGUCUAAAGCACCUUGCUGAACUUCAUGCUUCAAAAUAUCCCGCGGGUUCAGUUUGUGUGCAGCGCGAUUUUUAUGUCGAUGACAUGCUCACGGGAGCAGAUAGCAUUCAAGAUAUCGAGUCAAUUCGCGACGAAACCAUACAGCUGCUCCGCUCAGGAGCGUUCGAACUAAGCAAAUGGGCGUCGAAUUGCCCCGACAUACUAACUUCUCUGAACGAUCAGAAUGACGUAUUGGUACAAAUAAGCAACCAGACCGAAUCCUCAGUGCUGGGGGUUCAUUGGAAUCGGAUCGAGGAUACUCUCCAUUUCUCUUGCAAGCUCGAGUCAUCGUGCGGCGUUGUGUCCAAACGUACAAUAUUGUCUGAGGUAUCUAGAUUAUUUGAUCCUCUUGGUCUCCUAGGACCCUCCAUCGUCUCAGCAAAGCUCAUGCUACAGGAACUAUGGCAGGCGGGAGUCGAUUGGGACGAAUCCGUUCCGCAGGACAUCCAUACCCGUUGGUCUGAUUUCCGAGCGCAAUUAUUAGAAAUAGGUCAAUUGCGAAUAUCAAGGCGCGUUAAAUUUAGCACAGAUCCUCGAUCAGUACAGCUGCAUGGCUUCAGCGAUGCCAGCGAGCGCGCAUAUGGCGCCUGCGUGUACAUGCGCGCUGUGAUCGGCCCGAGUCAGUACCGCACGGAAUUGGUAUACGCGCGAUCUCGCGUAGCGCCUAUCAAGGCAGUGUCACUUCCUCGUCUAGAGCUAUCCGCAGCCUUGCUGCUGGCUCGAAUGAUCUCUAAGAUCAGCAAUUCCAUUGAUCUAACAAACAUACAAAAAUACUAUUGGUGUGAUUCAACAAUCACGCUGAACUGGUUAACGUCGUACUCCCGCAGGUGGUCUACAUUCGUAGCCAACAGGGUUGGCGAGAUACAACGCUUGAGCGACACCAGUCGUUGGCGUCAUGUGCCCUUUCUUAGUAACCCGGCCGAUCUUAUAUCACGCGGUCUGUAUCCACGCGAGCUGAUUAUUUCUGACAUGUGGUGGCAUGGACCAUCCUUUUUGCAAUCUAGCGAAAAUUCAUGGCCAGACAGCGGCUUUCCACAAAUGGAAGGUGACAUCCCAGAGCAAAGGAAGCUCGCCAUGCCUACAGUCGUAACUGAUUCAUCAAUCGUAGCCGAGCUGUUGAACAAGUUCUCCAAUUUGAACAAAAUAUGCCGCAUCGUAGCUUAUUGCAUCCGCUUCAACAAGACCCGCCGACCGACGGUAUCAUCUAGACAAAUUUCUCCCCCAGAGGCAUCCUACUCGCUUGGCAUAAUAUGCAAGAAUGUGCAAAGGCAUGCCUUCACACAAGAGUACAAGGCUCUUAAUGAGGGAAAACCCAUAAGCCCAACAAGCUCUCUUCUCGCCUUAUCCCCCUUUAUUGACGACUCCGGGGUCAUGCGUGUUGGGGGACGUUUAAAAAAUGCCGGUUCGCAUCCGGACGUCUGUCAUCCAAUCCUAAUUCCGCGCCAUCAUAUUUUAACACGUUUAGUCAUAGAACAGGCUCACGCCCGUACCCUGCACGCAGGGACGCAGGCAACUAUGGCCGCCGUCAGACAACGAUUUUGGCCGUUGGCCUUGCGCUCAAGCACGCGCAAGGUCAUCCAAGGCUGCGUGAAGUGCUUCAGAGCGAAACCCCGUCAAUCCGAAGCUUUAAUGGGAUCGCUUCCAGCUAGUCGAAUCAGGGUCUCUCGACCGUUUUCACAAUGCGGCGUCGAUUACGCUGGCCCAUUCUUGUUGCGCGAAGGCAAGAGACGUAACGCGAGGCUUCAGAAGGCCUACGCCUCCAUAUUCGUGUGCUUUGUCACGAAAGCUGUGCACAUCGAGCUCGUGAGUGACUUGAACUCCUUUAUAGGUGCCUUUAAACGUUUUUUGUCUCGUCGCGGCAAACCAUCGCGUAUGUUUUCCGACAACGGAACCAACUUCGUAGGUGCCCGGAGACAACUCAAGGAGUUUUACGAAGCCUAUCUUAAGGAAUCCAUUCAGUCCAACUUAAAAGAAUUUUGCUCUAGUCAAGAAAUUCUUUGGACCUUGAUUCCACCGAAUGCCCCCCAUUUCGGCGGGUUAUGGGAAGCGGCGGUGAAGGCGAUGAAAUAUCAUAUGACUCGAAUAAUAGGAAACGCGCAUUUAACUUAUGAAGAGUUUCAAACCGUUUUAUGCGAUAUCGAAGCGAUAUUAAACUCCCGCCCGAUCACUCCAUUAAGCGCAGAUCCGAAUGAUCUUGCAUGUUUGACACCAGGUCAUUUUCUUAUUGGCAUGACUCUCGACAGUUUUCCCUAUACCGAUUUGAGCGACGUGCCUGAAAAUCGACUCGUUCGCUGGGAGCGUGUAGAACAAUUACGUCAACAUUUUUGGCGCAGAUGGGCAAAUGAAUAUGUUAGUUCUUUACAGGAACGAUCAAAGUGGAGAAACAAUAAAGGCCCCCAACUGCAAGUAAAUCAACUAGUCCUUUGUAAACAACCAAACGCACCUCCCAUGCAAUGGCCCAUUGGACGAGUGCACACAGGUUCUGAUAACGUCGCUCGAACCGCUACUAUACGAACUGCAAGGGGAGUGCUCGUCCGGCCUUUAGCAAGAUUAGCAAUCUUGCCGCUCGAAGAAGGUCUGACGACCACUAACAAUCCGUAG